This is a messenger RNA of Amphimedon queenslandica, 2318 nucleotides long. RefSeq lists its product as uncharacterized. Lineage: Eukaryota; Metazoa; Porifera; Demospongiae; Haplosclerida; Niphatidae. The transcript has 22 exons. The coding region runs from base 93 to 2225 and encodes 710 amino acids. The record is from RefSeq and is a predicted model, not a curated record. Gene Ontology annotation, molecular function: protein binding.
AGGGCGUGGCAUUGUAGGUGUGGUUUAUUUCAAGAUUGUUUUCCCUUUCCUAAGCUUUUCUGGGUCCAAAUGCACCUCCACUUGUUCCUAAAAUGAGAAUAACAAAGCAGUUGCUCCAUAAGACUGUACCAUGUCCUCUUGAAAGACUGUCAUACCUGGACCUAUCAUCAAUGAGAAUACGUCCAAAUGCACCUCCAGCUGUUCCAACAAUGAGAAUAACAAAGCAGUUGCUCCAUAAGACUGUACCAUGUCCUCUUGAAAGACUGUCAUACCUGGACCUAUCAUCAAUGAGAAUACCUUAUAUAGAGCAGUUGGAUGACUGUCAGAAGCUCCAUACAUUAAUACUGGAGGAUAAUGUGAUUGACAGUAUCAGUAACAUUGAGUGGUGCAGGGAACUCUGGACCAUUGACCUAUCAGGGAACAGAGUUAAAAGUCUUCAAGGUCUAUCCAGGUUCCCUGCUAUUGGUUCGUUAGUAUUAAACAAUAACAAUAUUGAUUGGAAUGAGUUGAAGAGACUGUCCCAUAUGUAUAUACUCUCACUGUCUCUGACUGGAAACAAUAAACUUACCAAUGACAAUAACUACAGGUCUCAUGUCAUUGAUAUAAUACCUCAUCUCUGGAUGCUUGAUGGACAACUAGUCACUGCUGGAGAGAGAAAACGUGUUCAAAAUUUCUUUGCAACUUCAUCAACUAGUGGCACCCAUCCAGUGUGGCGGAAGGUUAGCAGUCAGUCAGUUUUUGUUCCAUCAAAUUUACAGAAUUUACUAGUCACAGGAAUAUAUGGAGAGAGGACAACCCAACUAAUGGCAAAGUUCCCAAUGAAAUACAGUCACAAUAUUGAACUGGACAAGAAGAGACUGAUGUACCUGUCAUUUCUAAUGGAGGAAGAAAUGAAAAUUGAAAAUGAGUACAGAGAAAUGAAAGGUGAGAGUAGUUAUGAAGUUCCUCCAUUGCAGCAGUUGAUGGAGCAAAGGAAGACAGAGACUGAACAAUGCAACAUGUUACUGCUGCUACUAGUGGAAGGUGGUCUUUAUCCACAGUUAUAUCAGGGGCUACAAUUAUUAAUUAGUUGCUAUACUAGAAAAACAACAAACAGAGAAAACACAAGUCCCACUAGAUGCUGUACUCCUGCUUCCUCCACCUCUACAGUAUCAACUGGUAUUAGCCACUCCUUAGCCACACCUACUGCCCCGCCCCCUACUCGCAGAGGCUCCGCCCAGUACAGGCAGUACAGGUGUCUAUUAGCGUCUGAGGUGGUUCAUUUAAUGUGUCUAGUACCAGUAUUCUUCCAUCAUCUGGACUCUAAUAAUGGUGUACUGGAGAUGGUAUCAGUGGCUACUAAUGAUACUAACAUUGGUAGUGUCAUUAACCACAUAGCCUGGAGGAUACAGAGCAAUGGAGGUGAUGUGUGGGAUCUUUAUCAUGAAAUAGCCACUUACCUGUUACAAGCUACCACCACUAACGUAUUCUCUAAGAGACACCACAACAGGUCACUGACUGUCCAUCAGAAACAAACCAGUCACUCAUCACCAGUCAAAUCAGCCUCUUCUCAAAUAUUCCAAGUCCCCAGGCGGUCCUCCUCCCCUGUCCCUCCCCCCAGGCGUGUAUCAUCAGCUGGUCCAUCAGUACCCACUGGGAGGAGACAGAGGACAGCACUUCAACCUGAAUUAGGUGAUAAAGUCUUAUGUGCACCUGAAAGGAUGGCUAGGAUAGUAGCUCUACCAGAGCCUCAUGUUGCUGUCCUUCAGCUCACCGAGGUUAAAGGAAUCUCAGGGGGCCCCCCUGACUCAUAUUUCUACACUGAUCCAAGGGGUCUGGUGUGGGACAGUAGAUUGGGUCACUGGUCUAAGGAUGAACUGGGGUCUGAUCUCAGUGUAGGGAGACUGCAUACUGAUCCCCAUGAGUGCUACAGUUCAAUGAUCAUUAGGAGCCCUAGCCCUGAGACACAUACCACUGGAUACACUAGACCUUCAUCUCAGAUCAGCUACUUAUCAGAGGAUCUACAGACCAUACCAUCAGUUGAAGAGCUAUCACUGGUAGAUGAUGAUACUGUCAUACCAGAAGAAGAAGAUGAACAAGUUGCUGUAUCUAGUGAAGUACCAAUGAAAGUUGAUAUCAGCAGAGGAGAGAGAGAGAGGAGGAGAGAGGGAGGGAGAGAGAGUCCUAUUGCAAUGAUGACACAAAGACCAAAGACACCAGAAGAAACAGGUUUGACCAGUUUUUAAUGAUUGACUAUAAGUACAUGUAGUUUAUAUCAAAUACUUGCAAUCAUGUGUCAUUGAACAUUUGAAGAAUAAAGCAAAAGUUUAGUAAUUGCA